AUGUUGGACGCUCCACUCACCAGGAACUUGUCCCACUCCAGCUUCCGGUUCAGAUGUUUUCCGGAGCUGCAGGACCACCGCUGGAUUCUGGCGCUGCUGUUCUUCCUCUGCUUCCUGUCUGUGCUGCUGGGAAACUCUGCGCUGGUCUACGUGAUCCGCAGGGUGGCGCGCCUGCGCAGCCCCAUGUACGUCCUGAUGAGCCUGCUGUGCGUGGUGGACGUCCUGCUGGCCUCCACCAUCCUCCCCAACAUGCUGCUCAACCUGCUGUUCGACUGGAGCCACAUCUCGCUGGCCGGAUGCCUCAUCCAGAUGUUUUCCACGUACUUCCUGUCGUCACUGGAGUCCACGCUGCUGCUGGUGAUGGCGCUGGACCGCUACGUCGCCAUCUGCAAGCCGCUGCGCUACACGGACAUCAUGAGCUCCUCCGCCUUCCUGAAGCUGCUCGUCUUCGCGCUCCUGCGCAGCGUCUCCAUCAUGUCAGCGCUGGUGGUUCUGGCCGGUUCUCUGUGGUUCUGCGGCUCCCACGUCAUCCAGCACUGCUACUGCGACCACAUGGCGCUGGUCCGCCUGGCCUGCGUCAGUACGCAGAGGAACCAGGCGGCUGGGCUGGCGGUGAUCGUCUGUUUCGUGGGUGUGGACAUCCCCGUCAUCUUCUUUUCCUACGUGAAGAUCGUGAAGGUCGUGGUGAGGGCGGCGGCGGCCAGCGAGGAGCGCCUGAAGGCGCUUCACACCUGCAGCACGCACCUGAUGGUCAUCGUGUGUUUCUACCUGGUGGGCACCAUCGCCUUCCUGUCCGGAAGCCUCAACAUUCCCAUAGCAACGGGCAUCAACAACCUGAUGGGCGUUGCCUACAUCCUGAUCCCCGCGACGGUCAAUCCCAUCAUCUACGGCGUUCGUACCAAAGAGAUCCGCCGAGGCCUUCAGAGGAUGUUCAAGCUCAGAGAAAGGAAGAUCACGUCUCUGAAGGUUUCUUCUGGAAAACGACAGACUCUGAGAACUUCCGGUUUGGAGCCCACAAGUCUGGCUCUUCAAACAUAAGGCAGUAUAAAGUAUUUAUGAACCAACGCCUCCAUCUUAAUUAACAUCAUCACUUUAACCAAUACUGAAGACAAAUUAGGAGCGUCCAAAACAAUCCGAAUCUCAAAGGCCGCACCUGAUUGGACCAGCAGGUCAUUGUGGGCGGAUCCCAGUGUGAACAGGAAGUGUUUUCAGUAACAUCAGCGAUUGGUAACAAAUAAAAACAUUUUAGUUGUGCUAAGCCUGAAGCACAAAUCAUAGACAUUAGCUGGGCUAACACUAAAGCGCAUUAGCUUCUGGUAUUUAGCAGAGGCUAAUGCUAACGUGCUAAAUUCCACCAUGUUGAUAUCCAACAUGGCAGAAGUGGAACUGCUGUCUAAACAGUCCUCAUCCACUUCAAAAUAAGAGCAUGAACAUAGUUAAACAAUCUGCAACAGUUGUUAAUUUAAUCCUAAACAGUAAAUCAGCAUUUUAAAUUUUAUCUGGAAAAUUAAUGAAGUGGAAGCUAAGUGCGCUAAACUGUAAAGUUAGCCAAAAUGCUAAGCUAAUAAUUAGAGGAGGUCCACUGCUAAAAUUAAUGCCCAUCAUUUCUCUUUUAGAAUAUGACUAGUUUAUUCCUCUGGCAUCAAACGUUCAUUUAUUUCAUCAGUGUCACAUGCUAAUUGUUUUAAUAAGUAAUGCUCGUCUAUGAUUGUACACAGAUAUUUAUGAGCAGGAAGAGCUUCAUAAUAUCUUACCAAUAUAUUUAAAAACAAAAUCAAUUUUGUAAGUGAAAUAAUGUGAAACUGGAAAAAGAUGUUAAAAAACUAAAAACAGUUUUGAUCACAAAUGAAUAUCAUGACUGACAGUGAAAACACUCACAGAG
Messenger RNA from Gambusia affinis (western mosquitofish), 1882 nucleotides. It is a transcript of the gene or55e1, whose product is annotated as odorant receptor, family 55, subfamily E, member 1. Gene Ontology annotation, molecular function: G protein-coupled receptor activity; olfactory receptor activity. The transcript has a single exon. Gene Ontology annotation, cellular component: membrane. The coding region runs from base 1 to 1038 and encodes 345 amino acids. NCBI's taxonomy places the organism in Eukaryota, Metazoa, Chordata, Actinopteri, Cyprinodontiformes, Poeciliidae. Gene Ontology annotation, biological process: G protein-coupled receptor signaling pathway. The record is from RefSeq and is a predicted model, not a curated record.